Messenger RNA from Papilio xuthus (Asian swallowtail), 611 nucleotides. RefSeq names its product transmembrane protein 208. The transcript is spliced from 4 exons. The record is from RefSeq and is a predicted model, not a curated record. Gene Ontology annotation, cellular component: intracellular membrane-bounded organelle. Bases 86 to 589 code for a protein of 167 amino acids. Gene Ontology annotation, biological process: vacuolar protein processing. Lineage: Eukaryota; Metazoa; Arthropoda; Insecta; Lepidoptera; Papilionidae.
UUUGGUAUUGAUAGGCACCGGUGCUUAUUAACUUCUAGUUUCGAUUUAAUAAUUGUUUGAUAUCAAGUUGGUGCCUGAUUCAACAAUGCCUGCACAACAGAAACGUAAAAUUGUAAGAGGUUUCCAACAAAUCGUCGCUCAAAAUGCGGCAACGGUUCUGUUCUAUCGGAACAUGUCGCUGACGUGUGGCGCCUUCUACAAUACCUUCUUUUUCUUUUUUUUCUAUGAUCAAAUGAGCCCCUUAGUCAUGUCCAUGAACAUACUGACAACUUUCAUCUACAUCACUUGCUACCAUUUGAUGAGAUACAUCAGCCGCCCGGAGUAUUCCCUGAUGACUUACCAACUGAUUGACCCCGGACACGACCUCAACCAGAGCGGUGGCAUUGGAGAGCAUUUGAAGGAUAUCGUGAUCAUUACCUCAGUCACUCACUUGAUGGCCCUUUUCUCAGACAAGUUUUGGCUGACCCUUCUUUUGAUACCAGUGAAAUGUUUCUGGGUUUUCUGGGUAACCAUACUCGGACCCUGGUUCACUUUGGACGAGAUUGAAGAAAUAAGACGCCAGAAGACUGAGAAGGAUCGUAACCAGUAAACGCUUGAAUGUUAUGUCCCUU